This is a messenger RNA of Diprion similis, 1548 nucleotides long. RefSeq names its product vanin-like protein 1. The coding region runs from base 1 to 1548 and encodes 515 amino acids. The record is from RefSeq and is a predicted model, not a curated record. The transcript has 8 exons. Lineage: Eukaryota; Metazoa; Arthropoda; Insecta; Hymenoptera; Diprionidae.
AUGGCCACUUUUAGUUACGCGUUGGCUCUACUACUACUAGCUGCUCACCAUGCGUUGCAGAAGUCUUUAUCCAGCGAUUCGACAUACAGAGCCGCCGUUGUAGAAAUGAAAUCAGUUGAGGACAUAUUCAAGCCAGUGCAAGUAAUGAAAGCGAAUGAAAUUAAAAUUCUGAACUUCAUAGAUCAAGCCGCUGAAAAGAAUGUGGAUAUCUUGGUCUUCCCUGAAUUGCCACUGACAUCGCUGGCAUUUCCAUCGAGGAGAUAUUUACUCCCGUGGACGACUGUGCUCCCUGAUCCUUCUCAAUAUUACAAGCCUUGCACUAAUUUCAGCAUUGCUGUGAUUGAGUCAAUCAGAAGUAUCUCUUGCGCAGCUAAGAGAAAGAGAAUCUACGUAGUGAUCAACGUGAUUGAACAGGAGGUUUGUUCAACCGCCGGAUGUCCACCUGACGGAUAUUUGUUGUAUAUCAGCAACGUUGUAUUCGACAGAGAAGGAAGAAUAAUCUCAAGGUCCAAGCUGCUAAUUUUUACCGUCAAAAUUGUCCGGGCCCGGAAGAACCAUCUAAUUCACGAAAAUGGAAACAUAAACGUAAAGACACCCCAAAACGAAACCUUCACGACGGACUUCGGCGUGACUUUUGGUCACAUUAUCUGCUACGAUAUCAUGUUCCAAAGGCCCUGGUUGGAUGUUAGAAGGAAGCUCAAUGUCACGGACUUUGUUUUCACCUCAGGAUGGUUUACCGGAAUGCCGUUCAAAAAUUCGCUGCAGGUACAAGCUGGCUUUUCUUAUGCGGAGGAUGUAAACAUGCUGGCUGCUGGAUACAACGCUGUCCGUGGAGGGCUUACCGGGAGUGGCAUUUACUUAGGGCGUCAAGGCAUCGCUAGUGCAUUAAUGGCAUUCGAUGAUCACGAGGAACUGGUGAUAGCGGACGUACCGAAGAAGUCGCAAAAUACCGUGGCAAAUGCGUCCCGACAGAGUGAUCAAGGAUACAAAAUUCGCAACGGGUUUCGUCGUAGGAAAGAAUCUGAACGUUUAAUCAUGAAGUACGAAACGUUGGCCAAUGCUACGAUGAAAAUGAUCGUAGAGAAUGGAUAUACGACGCAGACAUUGCACCACGAAGGAAUUGAAUGUGAAUUCAAAGUGAAUCUUACGAACCUGAAUCCACCAACGAUAUAUCGAUUGAUCGCUUUCGACGGCACUCGUCUGGAUGGUAAGACAGUAAGAUGCGGCAACAGGAAUUGCGCGAUCCAUCAGUGCGCCAAUGAAACGAUCGAAUCAUGUGGGGCCAUUCGGAAUUCGUCGGGGAUCUUCACUUUCAUUGAGGUCGAGUCGACGCACAUCGACAACAACAAUACCACAAUGAUACCAAGUACUGUGCUAACGGAUUUGUUCCCACUCGAGAAUUGGACAUUUGAUCAACACACGUCGGGGCGCCAUGUUCACACGAAGAUAUCUCUAGAGACACCGUCAGAAAACGUAGUGACUUUCGGAGUCUGGGGCAGAAACUUUGAGCGAGAUGAACGCAUCGGUGCAAUCCAUGUUACUUAUUAG